Molecule: messenger RNA, 2618 nt
Organism: Cyprinodon tularosa
Lineage: Eukaryota; Metazoa; Chordata; Actinopteri; Cyprinodontiformes; Cyprinodontidae
Gene: pcsk7
Product: proprotein convertase subtilisin/kexin type 7
Exons: 17
Coding region: 181-2463 (760 amino acids)
Biological process (GO): protein processing
Cellular component (GO): trans-Golgi network; Golgi membrane
Molecular function (GO): serine-type endopeptidase activity
Source: RefSeq, a predicted model, not a curated record
CGGUAUGACGUACUACGUAUAGACCAGAGGGGCUCUGGUUACGGAAAUGAAGUACCAAGCUCAGCGAUAACGCUAGUAUUAUAAUUUCUCGACCUAAUCUAAAGCUCCUUCGUAGAAAAAAAUUGCUGCUCAGAUGAAGAGGGCUUGCCUGGUGGACCAGCUUUGUCAUUCUUCCUUGCCAUGGCAGCGCCCUAUUUCCCCACAUUCCUCCUCCUCAUUUUUGUGUCCUCAUUAGGGCUUUUGCUGCUCACCCUUCUGCCAGCUGUCAGCCCAUCCCACCCUUUAACUACCUCUUCUUUAUCCUCAUCAUGGCCAUCCUGUGGGCCAGGUCAGUCUUGGGCUGUCCGGAUCCACCACAGCCAUGAAGAAGAGGAUGAUGAGAGAGCAGGCUCAAUGCACCUGGAUGUGAUCGCUGACAAGGUAGCGAAGCAGGCGGGCCUGCAGAACCAGGGUCAAAUUGGAGAGCUAGAAGGCCACUAUUUGCUUUGCUCAGUAAAAGCUGACACAGGAUUUUUUGGCGGCAUCUGGAAAAGGAGCGUCCAACCAGCAGAUGUUCUGGCAACGCAUCCUCAUGUCCUGUGGUUCUCCAAGGAGCGAGUGCUCAGUCGGUCAAAGAGGGCGUUGGCCUUUAACGACCCCAACUACCCUAAACAGUGGCACCUGCAUAAUAAAAUGAACAAAGGCAUGGAUAUCAACGUCACAGGAGUGUGGGAGCACAACAUCACUGGUCAGGGGGUCACCGUUGUGGUUGUAGAUGAUGGUGUGGAGCACACCCACCAGGACAUCAAGCUCAACUACAGUCCGGAGGGCAGUUACGACCUGAACUCCAAUGACCCAGACCCGAUGCCUCACCCUGACUUCCACAGUGACAACCACCACGGGACUCGGUGUGCCGGCGAGAUCGCAGCCGUUCCCAACAACAGCUUCUGCGCUGUGGGGGUGGCCUACGGUAGCAAGGUGGCAGGUAUCAGAGUCCUGGACGGGCCUCUGACAGACAGAUUAGAGGCCAUAGCCUUUAACAAGCACUACCAAAUAAAUGACAUCUACAGUUGCAGCUGGGGACCAGAUGAUGACGGGCACACUGUGGAUGGACCUCACCCCCUGGGCAAGGCUGCCCUGCAGCACGGGGUGAUUGCAGGUCGACGAGGCUUCGGUAGCAUCUUUGUGGUUGCCAGCGGCAAUGGCGGUCAGUACGAUGACAACUGCAACUACGACGGUUACGCCAACUCCAUCUACACCAUCACAAUAGGAGCGGUAGAUGAGGAAGGCAGGAAGCCGUUCUAUGCUGAGGAUUGCGCAUCAUUGCUGGCUGUUACUUUUAGCAGCGGGGGGGCCAAAUCAAGGAACAUUGUGACAUCAGAUUGGUCGAUACGGAACAGGAAAGGUUGCACGGAGGGCCACACUGGCACGUCUGCAGCAGCCCCCCUGGCAGCAGGAAUGGUGGCCCUCAUGCUGCAGGUGCGGCCCUGCCUGACCUGGAGGGACGUUCAGCACAUCGUUGCCUUCACCGCCACCCAGUGUGACUCCACUGCUGACUGGGGAGUGAAUGACGCAGGGUUUCAUCACAGCCACCAGCACGGCUUCGGUCUGCUCAAUGCAUGGAGGCUUGUAAAUGCAGCAAAGGUGUGGGAGUCUGUGCCUUUCCUUGUGUCCUAUCAGAGCCCGGUGAUAAAUGAGGGCGUAUCCAUUUCGGCUCAUCCGGACGUGUUGGUCCGUACCUGGAAUGUUUCUGCUGCUGACCUGAAACCAUCUGGGAUGCAAACACUGGAGCAUGUGGCCGUCACCGUGACGAUAACCCACCCCUGCCGUGGUAACGUGGAGAUCGUGCUGUUGUGUCCCAGUGGUAUGAAAUCCAUCAUCGGGGCACGCAGGUCCAUCGACAGAGAUCCGUCAGGGUACCAGGACUGGACUUUCUCCACUGUUCGCUGCUGGGGGGAGAGAGCUGAGGGCCAGUACACCCUGAGGAUUUCUGACCUAAAGGAGACGCCAUCAGAUCAGUGUUCCACGUCGGGAGUGUUGAAGCAGUGGAAGCUCACCCUCUACGGUUCAUCCAUGACUUACAGUGAAGUAAAGGAAAGACAAAAGCUGGUGGAGGAGGCCAUGAGUGGCAAACAUCUGGACAGCAGCUUCUCUCUGCCCUGUCCUCCAGGCUUAGACAUUCCACCUGAGAUAAUCAAGCCGUUUACUUCCAACAACCUGAAGUUCCUGCUUUUGCUGGGAUGCUUCGCGCUCUUCUGGUCCCUCUACUACAUCUUGGACGUCACGCUCGGUCAAACGAACCUCAGGGGCCUCCUGUGUCUGCCGAGGAAACGGAGCCGUCAAAGAACAGGCCACGUUGGCAAAGUGAGGGGAACGGAGGAGGUGUACCAGGAGGUGUAUCAGGAGGACCAGGACUCUGGGGUGGAGGCUGUGAGUGACGUGGAGGUGAAGGUUCCCAUCACCAGGGAACAUCUGGAGACGUAGCGCCCGGACUAAAUGUUCAACCUCUCUCUGUGCCCAUGGGGUUUUCUCAGGCUUCUUCCUCUGCUCUGAUUGCACUCAGCUCUAGCAGCAGUGAUGGUUUUCAAAGACCGAACUGCAAAUAAACCACUUUGCUGCAGCUACAACCCCCCCCCCCC